Messenger RNA from Paramacrobiotus metropolitanus, 1022 nucleotides. Its product is annotated as 60S ribosomal protein L6-like. Gene Ontology annotation, cellular component: cytosolic large ribosomal subunit; ribosome. Lineage: Eukaryota; Metazoa; Tardigrada; Eutardigrada; Parachela; Macrobiotidae. The transcript is spliced from 2 exons. Bases 174 to 953 code for a protein of 259 amino acids. Gene Ontology annotation, molecular function: RNA binding; structural constituent of ribosome. The record is from RefSeq and is a predicted model, not a curated record. Gene Ontology annotation, biological process: ribosomal large subunit assembly; cytoplasmic translation.
CCAUGUGCUAAACCGGAGAACCAGAAACUUAGGCUGCAAAGUGAAAAUACUUAAUACAGGAAAAAGAAGUUCCUGCGUUUGUUGGGUUCUUUAGUUCUGAUCUGGUUCCAUCGAAACCAAAUCUGACUUGGGAUAUUUAAAUACUUUUAUAUCUUUUCUGAAAAGACGACACCAUGCCAGCGACUAAGGAGAAGAAAACGCAGAAGCCCCGCAAUUUCCAGCUCUCCGCGGGUAUUAUGCGCUUCUCGAAAUCAGCCAUGUACAAGAAGCGCGGUAUCUGGAAGAAGAAGAAGGCCGGCCAGAAGCCCAAGGAGGCCGCGCCGCGUCAGGCCAACACCGUGGAGAAGACCAUCGGCGGCGACAAGAACGGAGGCAAACGCAAGGUCCUCAGCCGCAAAGCACCGCGCUUCUACCCCACCGAAGACCGUCGGGGUAAGCGUAAUCAGCGCAAAUCCCACCGCAUUGACACCCGCGAACGCAUCACCGGCCACAGCAAAAAGCUACGCAAAUCCAUCCAGCCGGGAAGUGUGCUGAUCCUGCUGGCGGGUCGCCAUAAAGGUAAGCACGUUGUGUGCCUGAAACAGCUGCAGAGCGGACUGCUCCUCAUCACCGGACCCUGGAAGAUCAACGGUGUUCCGCUGCGGCGUGUCAAUCAGCGCUACGUCAUCGCCACACGCACCCGUGUCAACAUUGAGAAGGUGAAACUGGCGGAAAACCUCAACGAUAAUUACUUUCGGCGAGUGAAGGCCAAAGCGCCGAAAGAUGCUGGCAUCUUCGAUCAGAAGGCCGAGGCCUACAAGCCGUCGGAGCAGCGUGUCAAAGACCAGGUGGAUGUGGAUAACCAAGUGCUUUCCGCCAUUAAAGCCGAGAAAGAUGGUAAAUUGCUGCGGGAUUAUUUAUCGUCGUUGUUCCAGUUGAAAAAUAAGCAGUAUCCCCAUCAAAUGGUUUUUUAAUUGCUGUUUUUCUUUACUGGUCGGUUCGAUAAAUUCUGCAUAAAGUUAAAAAAAAAUUCAUCUUGAUUA